Rotaria socialis is the source of this 234-nucleotide messenger RNA. The record is from the annotation of a GenBank genome assembly. NCBI's taxonomy places the organism in Eukaryota, Metazoa, Rotifera, Eurotatoria, Philodinida, Philodinidae.
AUGUUUUCAAUUGAUUGGCAUCAAAAGUUUAUGGAUGUCGUUAUUUAUGCAGCAACGAACCCGUGGCAAUUUCUCUAUUAUAUUUUUCUAUGUUUAACACCUAUGUUUAUCGUAUCUGGUUAUUUAGCAUUUCGUUUAGCUAAAGAUAUUGAACGUAGUGACAAAACUAAACGUGCUAAAAUACAACAAAAAAUAAACAUAGCCAAAGUUCGUAAACAUGGCAAACACGAAUGA